CUACUACUACUACACAGGCAACGACAACAACAGCAGCUAAAUUCAGUGAAUGGCAGCCAUGGGGUCAAUGUUCAGCAACAUGUGAGGGUAUAAGACUGAGAUAUCGCACCUGUAACAUUGACGGUUCUUGCCACGGAUCUACAACAGAAAUUCUUCACUGUGGUGCACAUCAUUGUCCAGUGAAUGGCGUUUUAACUGCUUGGGGAAGCUGGACCGCUUGCAGUGCUAGCUGUGGAGGCGGUACCCAGAUGAGAUCUCGGACGUGUAUUCCGCCACAACAUGGAGGCAGCGAUUGUGUUGGGUCUUUGUUUGAAGUGAACAGUCAUUGCAAUUCGGAUCCAUGCCAUGUAAGUGGUCAAUUCAACGAAUGGCAGGCAUGGAGUCAGUGUACAGCCACUUGCGCGGGUGUGAGAGUAAGAACUAGAACCUGCCAAGUAGCGGGCUCAUGUCAUGGAGAUACACAAGAAGUACAUCAAUGCGGCUCACACAUUUGUCCAGUGGAUGGGACCUUAACUGCCUGGGGAAGCUGGACACCAUGUAGUUAUAGCUGUGGUGGUGGAACCAAGGUAAGAACUCGGGCGUGUAUUCCACCACAACAUGGCGGGAAGAAUUGUACGGGAUCUUUAUUUGAAGUUGACAUUCACUGCAAUCCCGAUCCAUGCAGUAAGUCAACAACGACAACUACUACUACUACAACGACAACAACAAAACCAACGACAACAACGACAAAGCCAACGACACCAACGACAAAACCAACGACAAAGCCAACGACAACAACGACACAAUUAACAACAUUAACAGCCACAACAACUACCUCGACGACCACAGAUGCAAACGCAGGUGCCCAAUGUCCUUAUUGUGACAGCUCAAUGAACUGCAACUGGAACAGGACCUGCCCAGGUUCUGAGACGUGUACGAUUCGAUCCCCAAAAGGUUCAGAUCAUACACUCCAUUGCUCUGUGAAACAAGAUUGCCUGCUCUUAAAAUCUUUUUUACCUGCGGGUGAGAUCGAAUGUUGUGAUGAUAGAUUCUGUGUUGAGGUACAAUUGGGAUUACGUACUUUACCAGUUGAGUGCCCCCAUUGUGACGAAGUAUUAAACUGUUCCUGGAACAGGACGUGUCCAGAUAACCAGACAUGUAUGAUUCGCUCCUACCAGGGAUUUAAAUUUACCGUCCAUUGCUCUGUGGCGGAUGAUUGUCUUUUUAUACAAAAAGCUUUACCUUCGGGAGAGAUUUAUUGCUGUAAAGACAGACAGUGUUUAAGUAAAUAUCUUGGAAUUUGAAUAAAAUGA
Saccostrea cuccullata (small rock oyster) is the source of this 1292-nucleotide messenger RNA. Its product is annotated as coadhesin-like. Lineage: Eukaryota; Metazoa; Mollusca; Bivalvia; Ostreida; Ostreidae. The coding region runs from base 249 to 1283 and encodes 344 amino acids. The transcript has 10 exons. The record is from RefSeq and is a predicted model, not a curated record.